GAGCAACUCGAGGUUUUUUUUUCGCGUUCUAGCUCUCGGUACUCUCCUUCUGCAUCCAAGGCAAUUAUUGUUCGUAGACCAAAUCAAAAGAGAGAGGAAGAGUUAGCAAAGCAAUGGCCGCUAGCGAGGGAGCCUUUUCACGAGUCAUCGUCGAGGCGCCCGCUGCCGAGGCCUCCUUCUACUCCCUCUCCUACGUAGCCGCCCUACAGCAGUGCGCGGCGCUCGCUUACCAGCCUACGCUGCACAGCGUCACCAGCUCCACCGGCUCGAGCGGGGUCUGCGGGGAUGACUUCACCGAGUGCGUCACUCGCCUACGCCUAGAAACUGAGCGCCGCAUCGCGGGGCAGCUGCGGACAACACUGCUGCAACAGCCGUCUGCUGCUGCUGUUGCUCAGGCUAAGGAGAAAGAUGAUAAAGUGCACCCGAGCACUGAGGCCGAGGUAGAGACCGUCGCGUUGGGCGAAAGCACGAGUGGCACCACGGGCGGCCCUUCCCCGCGGCGGGGUCGUGUGCCGUCGGCCGCCGUCGGGUCGAACGCCGCCUCCGCGAAGCCGUCGCGGCGGAGCAGCAGGCAGUCUUCUACCGGGGCGGCACAACGCAACUCCAUCCUCUCCGGCACCCUCUCCGGCACGCUCACCGCAUCCUCGCCAGGGAGGCGAGGCAGCAAAGAGCUGUUCUCCGCUACGUUGCCCGCUACACCGGUGGGGGCCGCAAUGGCGGUGAAGCUACUGCGUGAGGGGCUCGCUCGCGCAUUUGGAUGGCCAUUGCCGUCCUCCUCGCUGUUUGCGGAGGCGAAGCAUCAGAGCAGACAGGAAGGAAACGGAGGCAUCACCGACAGCGCUCAGCUGAAGGGCCUGGCAGAUAUUCUCUUGUCGCGGCGCGCCUUUGCGCAGAUGCCCCCGGCUCCGGGAUGGACUCCUACCACGGGUGUCCUGCCCCAGAUGCCGACCUCUGCCUCCGCAGCUCUCUACAUGGAGCUGGAGGAUGCGGAGGGGCAGCAGGAUAUUUUGCUAGAGUGGAUGGAGGAUGUGCUCAUCUUCGCGCUGCGCCAGAAGUUUAACGCCGCGCAGACGCAGUGCCUCCUCCUGGACAGCGUGCUGGCCUUGCAGGUGCUGGCGGAAACCCCCAAAAGAGAAGGUGAGGCGGCGGCGGAGGCAGCUGCCGCAGAAGAAGAAAACGAUGCUGCCUGGGAGAGCCGGGUGUCAGCGGCGCUGCAAGACGUCUUGUGCACGCAGACCUGCCCGACCGUCGUACGCGUCAUCGAGACGGUGCAGCAGCGGCAGCCGGUGGUGCGGGAGGUGCCGGACCCCGUGCAACUAGCCGCCCUCGAGCAGAAGCGCCAGAAGGCGACGACGCAGAAGGCGCUGGCGGCACUGGAAACGGCACAGGCCGCUCUUCCGCUGGUGCAGCAGACCUUCAUGGAGGACGUCCACACGGAGGUGGAGAAGGACGCCACGCUGCCGGCGUUCUUCUCCAUGACGGAGGCCGCGGCAGUGGUGGAGUUCAUUACCCGCUCCACCGUGAUGCACCGACGCCUUUGGCGGUUGGUGCUGGUCGGCGCCUCGAGCACGCCGGUGAGGCAGCCGCUGCGACCGGUGAUGGAAGUUCCAUUGUGCGUGUACGUCGAGGACGUGCCGCCCGUCUUUCUGCCGCCGCUUUCAGCCUUCUACUCCACGAAGCUUCAAAACGAAGUGGACGCGCAGCACAGUAUUUACAACGACUGCGCAGCGGAGAAGGAGAGCCUGUUCCACACCAGGUACGAGCUGCCGCUUGCUGCGCUGGGCAUCGAGGAGGCGACAGAGCGACAGGCACUGCUGAUGGCCGCCAAGCAAGCCGCAGCCGCCGACCGCGACGCGGCGCUGACCGCGCAGGGGUGCGUGCACGUCGAAAAGGCCUUCGCGCUUCGACUGCUGGACACCGUGAGCCACAACGCUCGUCCUUGUCGCGGCGAUGCCGUCUCCGCGUCUGCGAGCACCCAAGGAAGAGGAGGGGAAGGAGUGCCGAUGGCCAACUCUACGCCGGCGUUCGCAGCAUCAGCGCCGGAUUCCUCAAAACGCAAAAAGAAGAGUAGUAAUGCUGCCGGUGCUGCGAAGGGCUCCAACUCCAAUUCAAACGUGCUUGGGCAACUAAUGCUCUCGGCAGAUGCAGCUGCUGCCGUCCCCUUGCCCUCUGGCGUUGUUUUUACGCUGGCUGACGUGGAGAAGCGUGUGGAUCGGAUUACCACUGCCGCGGAGAGCUUACCGAGCCCAGGCGCAUCGGGGGCAGCAGGCCGUGGUGGGCAGCGUCGUCGCUAG
Messenger RNA from Leptomonas pyrrhocoris, 2294 nucleotides. RefSeq lists its product as hypothetical. NCBI's taxonomy places the organism in Eukaryota, Euglenozoa, Kinetoplastea, Trypanosomatida, Trypanosomatidae. The record is from RefSeq and is a predicted model, not a curated record. The transcript has a single exon. The coding region runs from base 114 to 2294 and encodes 726 amino acids.